CGUAUAAAACCAGAAAUAUUAAAUGUUAUUGAAAUUAUUAGAAUACAAACAAGUGGUUUAUUGGCUUGUUUGUACUCUGGAUCGCUCAUACAGAUGCACAUAAACACAUGCGCACCCAUGCUUACAUACAUAAACAGUAUAUGAAAGUUUGUGAAGACACACAUAUAAAUAUUGAAACUCAACGAUCGCCGUUGAUGAAAGCAAGUGCAGAAAUCAAAUGAAAUUAAAUUUGCUGGCAAUUUAUGUGAAUUGGAUCUCAAAAUACAUGCAAACAUUUAAUGAAAUGUUGAACACAGUAGACAGCCAUUUGUUUAAGAAUGUUUAUCAAGCAAGCAGUCUUCAACGUAUUGUCACACUUAACACAACUAAGACGGUUUUAAAGAAGGAUAACAAAAAAUCCUUGAAAAUUAUUUCCAACUGUUUGCUGUCAGCAUGUCUAGUGCGCCUUUUAGUGAUGAUAAGACAACUUUAAAAAAUGAUGAACAAGUUACACCGAUAUUGUGCCAGGGCCUCAAUAAGCCGCGAAGGACAAAACCCUUGGGAGAGCGUAGUAAGGCUGUAUGGCGUCAGGAAUUCAUGGUUUUCUUAGGCAAUGUUGGUGUCUUGGGUGCGGGCAUGGCAGUUGCAUUGCCGUCGGUAACCUUGGAUCAAUUAACUAAUGCUAAUGAAAGUUUUCAUCUCACGAUAGAAGAAGCCAGUUGGUUUUCUUCUAUCAACACUAUGGCUUGUCCCUUAGGUGGCCUUUUAGUUGGUUAUUUAUUGGAUCGUGUCGGGCGUAAGAAUACCAUCUUAGGCACCCAUAUAACAGGAGUUCUAGGUUGGGCUCUACUAGCUUCUUGUACCAUGUACAGUGACCGUACAACAAUAUUAAUACAAAUGUUAUUGGCUCGUUUUCUAUCGGGUGUUAUGAUUGGUCUCUGUCUCUCGCCAGUGGGGGUCUAUUCGGCAGAAAUAGGUUUGCCGCGAAUACGAGGACGUCUGAUAUUGGGUACUUCGAUAGGCAUAGCAGCCGGUAUAUUAUUCAUGUAUAUAUUGGGUUACUUUAUCAGGAACAAUUGGCAGCUGAUCGCUAUAAUAUCGACUGUUUUUCAAAUUAUUUCCACGUUAUGUGUCUUACCUAUGCCGGAGACACCUAGUUGGCUAAUGCAGAAAGGGCACUUGGAAAAAGCUCGAAGAUCCCUAAAAUAUUUCCGCGGUCUUAACAUGAAUGAUAUCGCAUACUGUGAGGAGUUCGAAAAUGAAUUCAAUCAGAUCAAACGUAGUUCCGAAAUAAGCCGGAACACGGCUCAAACAGAGUCGUUACUGCAGGUCGUAUGUGCUCCUGAAGUUUACAAGCCUUUGUUAAUCAUGAUUGGAUUCUUCGGCGUUCAGCAAUGUUCCGGUAUAGUGGUUGUUGUUGUGUUUGCUGUACAAAUUGCUACCGCAGCAGGAGUGUCCACAGAUCCCUUUCUUUGUGCUGUAAUGGUGGGCGUAGCUCGUAUAAUUACCACCUUAUUUAUGAGCUCUUUAUUCGAGCGUUGGGGUCGAAGACCUGCUGGCAUGUUUUCUGCUUCCGGGAUGACUGUAUGUAUGCUAUUAUUGGCUUUAUCUGGUUGGUAUCCCAAGGCUUUUGCUAGAGUCUCGGUACUGCCUGCCGUAUGUAUCGUUAUGCAUAUCAUCUUUUCGACCAUGGGCUUGUUGACUUUACCAUUUUUUAUGAUUUCGGAAGUGUUUCCGCAACGUUUUCGUGGCACUGCAUCGGGGUUAGCAGUGAGUUUAGGUUUACUCGCCUCUUUCGCGGUUGUCAAACUCUACCCAUCUAUGGUGAUUGUUAUGGGCACCGCUUAUGUGUUUGCCUUUUAUGGUUGUAUAUCUUUAGUGGGUGUGGCUUACAUAUAUUUUCUCAUACCAGAGACAAGAGGUCGCACUUUGUUGGAAAUUGAAGAAUAUUUCCGUACGGGACGUAUGGUCUCAUUAGAUCAAGUUCUCGAGCAAAACCUUGAAAGGGGCGAAUGUAAAGAGCUUUUUAUUAAAACUUAAUUUAAGAACAGAGAUGAAUGAAUGAAUUAAUGAAUAAGUGAUUCGUGUACUUAAGCAA
Molecule: messenger RNA, 2077 nt
Organism: Glossina fuscipes
Lineage: Eukaryota; Metazoa; Arthropoda; Insecta; Diptera; Glossinidae
Product: facilitated trehalose transporter Tret1
Exons: 6
Coding region: 433-2019 (528 amino acids)
Biological process (GO): transmembrane transport
Cellular component (GO): membrane
Molecular function (GO): transmembrane transporter activity
Source: RefSeq, a predicted model, not a curated record